Messenger RNA from Heterobasidion irregulare TC 32-1, 867 nucleotides. RefSeq lists its product as uncharacterized. Bases 219 to 461 code for a protein of 80 amino acids. The record is from RefSeq and is a predicted model, not a curated record. The transcript has a single exon. Lineage: Eukaryota; Fungi; Basidiomycota; Agaricomycetes; Russulales; Bondarzewiaceae.
AUGAACCACUCCAAAAACCACUCGCAGGAAAAUAAACCCAACGUACGUACGGUCGCAGGGUACGCGCCGAGCGCCCGCUCCAACCACCGCAAAGCCAACGCACGCACGCUCCUACCCGCACUCGCACUCGCACUCACACGCGCGCAGAAUCAAAUCAGAGAGAGAGAAGAAAAGAGAAGUAUGGAAAAUUUCGACAAGCCUAGUGGUAUACGUAUGUAAUGUACUUACAGCUACACGGUGCGCAGGCGGCGGGCGGGCGGCGGGGACCGCCCCGAUCCGCGGCGUGCACGGGGGAGGACACAAAUCGACAGGCGGGACGGAUAGAACGGGGAGGGGUAGAGAGCGAUAGGGAUAGGGAUAGGGAUAGGGACAGGAACGGGGGCGGGACUGCGACGGGGGCGGGACUGCGACGGGGGCGGGACUGCGACGGGGGCGGGACUGCGACGGACUUUGGACACUGAGACGCCGAGACGCCGAGGGGGGCAAGAGCGCAUCAGGAGGGCGCGUCAUGGACGGGGACGAGGACGAGGACGAGGGCGGGACGCACCGACUGCUCCCUCUGCGCUCAACGCGACUAACCAAAAAGCUCACCAACGACAACGACAACGCACCCUCCCCAUCUCGCAAUAUCCAAAAAAAAGCGACACACAAAGCGACACACAAAGCCACGCACGCACGCCACCCCUCCCCGCGGUCACCCCGCGACGCGAUCACUCCGCGCCGGCCUCCAUGACGCGGCCGACGAGCUCGCUGAGCCAGGCCUCGAAGCGGACCUGGUCGAGCACGCCCGCGGCGUCGAAGAAGGCGUCGUAUCCGCGCGCGGCGUCCGCGUGGCCCUUGGCGAGCAGCGACUUGCCGGCGCCCGAG